CUGGUACGUCAGCGGCAGGAUGGCUGUUGCUGCUGCGGUGCCCGGAGCAGCAGCACGAGCAGCCUCCGGUGGCGGCUUCGCGGCCCCAGCGGUGGCAGUGGGGCGGGUGGCAGCGGCGUAAGAUGGCGGCGCUGCAGGAAGGGGGCAGGUAUGGCGUGUCCUGCGGCAGAGUCACCCAGGACAACAUCACGGUGCUGCAUGUCAAGCUGACCGAGACCGCCUUUCGAGCGCUGGAGAGCUACCAGGGGAGCAAGAAUCUGAUUCUUUCUCGGCCUUCUAUACAAUUUCAAGGACUCCAAGGGCUUGUCAAGAUUCCUAAAACUGAUCUCCCAAAUGAAGUGCAUACCUUUAAUUUCUAUUUGUCAAAUGUUGGCAAAGAUAAUCCUCAGGGAAGCUUUGACUGCGUCCAGCAAACUGUUUCAAGACACCAGACUACUUCACUUGAUGCACAGAGGGGGUUGAUAAGUACUGGAUCCUCACAGCUCAGUUGCCUGGGAUUUAUACAGGACAAAAUUACAGUAUGUGCAACAAAUGAUUCUUACCAAAUGACUAGAGAACGAAUGACCCAGGCAGAAGAGGAGUCACGCAAUCGAAGUACAAAGGUCAUAAAACCUGGUGGACCAUAUGUAGGUAAAAGAGUACAAAUUCGGAAAGCACCACAAAGUGUUCCAGAUGCAGUGCCUGAGAGGAAAAGAUCCACUCCCAUCAACCCUGCAAGUACAAUCCGCAAGACCCAUGUAAACAACAGUAUUUCUCAGCGGCCAUAUAGGGACAGAGUGGUUCAUUUAUUGGCACUGAAGACCUACAAGAAACCAGAGCUCCUUGCUCGCUUAUUAAAAGAUGGUGUUAGUCAAAAAGAUAGGAAUUCCCUUGCAUCUAUUCUUCAGCAGGUAGCCAAUUUGAAUCCAAAGGACAAUUCAUAUACACUGAAAGAAUAUGUUUAUAAGGAUGUCCAGAAAGACUGGCCUGGAUAUAAUGAAAUCGAUAGACAGUCGCUGGAAUUAAUACUUUCUCGAAAACUAAAUUCAUCUCAGAAUGCCAGCAGCGCCAGUCACUUGGAAUCUUCUCUGAGUACUAUUAAAGAUGCUGCAUCUGCUUCUCCUUCUCAGAAACGGCAUUUGGAUUCUGACUUUAUUGAUCCUUUAAUGAAUAAAAAACCCAGGAUAUCUCAUCUUACUAAUAGAGUUCAGCCGACGCUAAAUGGUCACUUGACUACUGGUGAAAAAACUGCUGAAACUUCUCAACCGCCACCUCCUCCCGCAGUUGCUGCAACACCGUCUGCGCCGCCACUUCCUCCAACUUGCCUUCCUGUUUCAAAUCCUCCUCAGACUGUACAUUCUAACUCCAAUUCCCCGAGUACUCCUGAGGGCCGGGGCACUCAAGAUCUGCCUGUUGACACUUUGAGUCAGAAUGGCAGCAUUUAUGAGGACCAGCAUCAGAAAUAUACUUCUAGGACUCCACUGGAAAUCCCAGCACCUGCUGACGAUCUGUCAGUAUGCCCAAAGCCUACAGAUGACAAACAUUCAGUGUUGCACAAAAAAUCCAAGAAGAAGUCAAAGAAGCAUAAGGAGAAGGACCAAAUCAAAGACCAUAACAUUGGGAAUGCCUCAGAGAAGGAGAGAGACUGUGAAAGCAGAGAAAUCACCAAGCUGAAGAACUCCAGUCAGAAAUUGAGUGAAGGUGUUAAAGAGACUUGCACUGCCUCCACAGAUCCUUUGUCAACAAGUGAACUACCGGACUACUUUGUGAAAUAUAUAGCAAUUGUCUCGUAUGAGCAACGGCAAAGUUAUAAGGAUGACUUCAAUGCGGAAUAUGAUGAAUACAGGAACUUGCAUGCGAGGAUGGAGAGCGUUACUAGGAGGUUUAUGAAACUAGAUGCACAGCGUAAACUGCUUUCUCCAGGAUCAAAAGAAUAUCAGAUCCUUCACGAGGAAGUCUUACAGGAAUAUCGAAAGAUCAAACAGUCUAGUCCUAACUACCAUGAAGAAAAGUACAGAUGUGAAUAUCUUCACAACAAGUUGGCUCACAUUAAAAGACUUAUAGGUGAAUUUGACCAACGGCAAACGGAGUCAUGGCACUAGGGCUCUGGACCAGAAGAUGUGAAUAAACUAAAGAUUAUUUAUUUAAAAUUCCAUACGACUUGCUCAAAGGUUUAAAAAUAACAGAAACUUCUCUAAUGCAGAUGUUUGAGCAUUAGCAGACCGAGUUGCUAUUUGUGUUGAUGGUGAGGAUGUUGCUUCCCUGCAUAGCUGAAACUGCUUUUUUUCCUGGUCCCCUUUUCCUUAACACUUACUUGUUUAUCCAUGGAAAUCAUUUUACCAUUGGGUACUGGGGAUCCAGUCUCUGUAGUUCUGAGGUUAUGCACAUCUUUUAAAAAAGAAAAAUUGUAGCAAAAGAAGAAGCUCUUGGAUGAAUACAAGCCUGUUUUCAGACGUUUUUCUUGUUAAAAACUAUUUGCCUUACAUGGUAGAAGUUUUAAAAAAAAAUUGCACAAAAUAAACAAAGUGAAACAUUGUUUUCGGAGGGUUAUGAGGUGGUAUAUAACUCCUAUAUACAUACCUAUAUAUCAGCAGUAACUUAUUUCUGUGAUUUCAACCCCCACUGCAAUGGUUGCCUUAUGGUGUUUGUUUGUGUAUCUGAAUUGUACUUAGUCCAUCUCUCCAUAAAUACACUGCUUCCCACAGCAAAAAUGGGGAGUAUUCUGUGGCCUAAUAUGUCCAAGAUAUGUGUGUGUGUGUGUGUGUGUGUGUGUGUGUGUGUGUGUGUAUAAAAAUGAAUGUGUGAGAGAGUGAGGCUGUGUUGCAUACACAGUUGGGGAGAAAUCUGCUAUAUAGGCCAAAUGUUCAGGUUAAAACAACUGACAAAGUGUUAACGCAGUUUUUUUCCUAUAAAACUGCUACAUCUGUUCUGGAAGACAAAUAUUUCCAUUUCAACCAUUUGUCAGCUUUCUUAUCAGAGAAAAAUUGAUACUUUACAAAAAUUAAUUCUAUAGUUUUGGGGCAAAAUUAUAAAAUUAAACAUGUAGGUGACCUAUUUAUAUACUGCUAUAAAAGUAUUUUUUGAAGAGAAAUAUGCAAUGAAGCUAUUGCCUACAUGAAAUGUAUAUUUAAAGAUUUUUUCCUGGUUGUCAGGAAUAUAACAAAGAUGUAUUUAACUAUAAAAUACUGUGAUCAUCAAACAGCACAAACUUUCAUUUCAUGCAGUUAAUUGGUUUAAUUUAAUUAAACCAUCACUUUAUCAUGUGGGAACAUAAGUUAUUUGGUCACAAAAUUGACUUAUACUUGUCUUUUCUUUUUGUCUUAAUAUAUUUUCUUUCAAAGUGCUGCCAAUUGAAAAGGGAAGCAUUAUGUUUACAAGUCUUUUUUUUUUGAAUGUUUGCCAAAAUUUUGGUAGUAUCUUUAAUAAACUUGUCUUCAGCAUCAA
Messenger RNA from Elgaria multicarinata webbii, 3423 nucleotides. RefSeq names its product elongation factor for RNA polymerase II 2 (gene ELL2). Gene Ontology annotation, cellular component: transcription elongation factor complex. Gene Ontology annotation, biological process: positive regulation of transcription elongation by RNA polymerase II; transcription elongation by RNA polymerase II; snRNA transcription by RNA polymerase II. The record is from RefSeq and is a predicted model, not a curated record. Bases 123 to 2081 code for a protein of 652 amino acids. NCBI's taxonomy places the organism in Eukaryota, Metazoa, Chordata, Lepidosauria, Squamata, Anguidae. Gene Ontology annotation, molecular function: cis-regulatory region sequence-specific DNA binding. The transcript is spliced from 13 exons.